Molecule: messenger RNA, 2175 nt
Organism: Brugia malayi
Lineage: Eukaryota; Metazoa; Nematoda; Chromadorea; Rhabditida; Onchocercidae
Gene: Bma-folt-1.2
Exons: 14
Coding region: 1-2175 (724 amino acids)
Biological process (GO): transmembrane transport; vitamin transport
Cellular component (GO): plasma membrane
Molecular function (GO): vitamin transmembrane transporter activity
Source: RefSeq, a predicted model, not a curated record
AUGAUAAUGAAUGAAAUGCAUUGGAAAGCUACAACAAUUCUUAUAUGUGCAUAUGGAAUAGUGAAAGAAUUUCGGCCAGCAACACCUUUCCUUACACCGUACCUCGUUUCAUCUUUCAAAAAUUUCACUGAUGUUGAAUUGUACAGUGAAAUUUAUCCAUUCUGGACAUAUUCAUAUUUAUUUUUUUUAGUGCCAAUAUUUUUUUUAACUGAUAUUUUACGAUAUAAACCGAUUAUUGUAUUAGAAGCUCUUAGCUUGUUUGGUACUUGGGCGCUACUUUUAUGGGGUAAAACGAUAUGGCAUAUGCAAAUUAUGCAAAUCUUAUUCGGUUUAUCAUCAGCUGCUGAAAUAGCUUAUUAUUCGUAUAUGUAUGCUGUAGUUAAUCAAAAAUAUUAUAAACUUAUCACAUCAUAUAUACGAGCUGCUGCUUUGGUUGGCAAAUUUUUUGCUUUUGGUUUUGCUCAAUUUCUUAUAUCAUUUGAAUAUGGUUCAUAUCUUCUUUUAAAUCAGAUAUCAUUUGGUGCAGUUUGUAUAGUUCUUGGAAUUGCUGCUAUUCUACCAUCAAUACCAUCUAAGAUAGCUAAUAAUAAAGUUGUUGAAAGUGUUGACGAUACACCUAAACUUUCUCAUAUUCCAACAAAUUAUGAAGAAGGAUCACGAAAUGAUCAACGAAAUUUUGAAGAGAGAACAGCUUUAAGUACUAAUGCACCAAAUGUUGAUCAUGGAAUAGUUGCCUAUUUUCGCUCCAUUUGGUAUCAUUUUAAAAUUUUCAAACGAGAUAAGAUUGUCCUAAAAUGGAGCAUUUGGUGGGCAUUAACUAGCUGUGGUGUUUUUCAGGUUAUGAACUAUGUACAAACAUUAUGGGCUACAAUGCAAACAUCUUCUGAUAUUUAUAAUGGUAUUACUGAAUGUGCUAAUACUUUUAUUGGAGCAUUUAUAAGUUUUUUGGUACAAUAUAUGAACGUGAAUUGGUCAAAACGAGGUGAACACGUACUGCUAAUAACGUCAGCGUUUAUUGCUAUUCUACUUAUUAUUAUGUCUCAAAUAGAAAUUGUCUACGUAACUUACGUGUUAUAUGUUAUUGUGAUAACCAUUUAUAAUUUACUGAUAACGGUUGCAAGUGUGAAUAUAGCAAUGCAAUUAGAUUCUGCAAGUUAUGGUUUAGUAUUUGGUUGGAAUACAUUUUUAGCAUUAUUAUUACAAACUAUUCUUACAUUUGCAGUAGCGGAUAAACAUGGUUUCUCGUUAUCAAUUCGAACUCAGCAUUCAUUAAAUUUAACUUUAAAUUGGUUAUGCAAUGUGGCCAAUUUUCCAAAUGUUCAUCGAAGGCUUCUAAUAUUUGCAUUUGAUCGUUUAACUUAUAGCACAAUUCGGACAAUAUGGCCAGAAAUUAAAGUUAUCUUUUGGCCAUUACCACAAAUGCAUUUACCAUUUCAAAAAGGCAAUGAUCGUUAUCAAAUGUUACAAUAUUUUCGUGCAAAAUUAUGCACAUAUUUGGCUAGCAUUAAUCGUGAUUUCUGGAUGAUUCAAGCAGAUACUUAUUGGCGUAAAAAUUUAUUCGAAAUUAUAAAUACACGUCAGAUGUUAGAUUUAAAUGGAAAUUUACUUUUUGAUCAGGAAGGUGACAGAGGAUUAUUGGCUAAAAUGAUUGCUGGUGGUUAUUUUUUUGUUAAAGCAGGCAUCAAAUCAGAAUGCUUUUUUAAAGAACUUUCAAGACAAUUGGAAAAUUAUUAUGCUACAGAUAAUAAUAUUAUGGGAGCAUUGUGUUUUACAAAAUAUUGUAGUAAUCAAUGUGCAUUCAUACCUUACAGUUUAAUUAGUAACUGGCGAUGGCAUUGGAGUAACAAAACAUAUAUUCCAGCAUUACUCCAAUUUGAUGGUGGUUCAAGUUCAAAACAAAAACUUGAUAAUAUGAAAAAUCUUGGAGCAGAAUUUGUUAAUAUUACCAAAAUUAGGCAAUAUUAUCAAGCAAAAUGCUUUAUGCAUAAGAUAAUAACACCAGAAAAUGCCAUACCGGAAUGGCGUUUGAAAGCAGAAGAAACUGAUAUCACGAAAAAACAACAAUUAAUCGUUUUUAUUCAUCAAAUUUGUGAAUGGUUAAAUGAAAAAAUACCAAAAUUUGAUUAUAUUUUACAUGUGUACAUAUUUCCUUACUAUUCUUACUAUAUUUUAUAA